This is a messenger RNA of Daucus carota subsp. sativus, 685 nucleotides long. RefSeq names its product 17.3 kDa class II heat shock protein. The transcript has a single exon. Bases 93 to 554 code for a protein of 153 amino acids. Gene Ontology annotation, biological process: protein complex oligomerization; response to hydrogen peroxide; protein folding. The record is from RefSeq and is a predicted model, not a curated record. NCBI's taxonomy places the organism in Eukaryota, Viridiplantae, Streptophyta, Magnoliopsida, Apiales, Apiaceae.
CAAACAUUCCUCUUUCCCCAUCUACAAGAACAAACAAAAUCAUAUCUACAUAUAAACCGAGUCAGUUGUUCAAUUGAAGCGCAAAUCAAAGCAUGGAUAUCAGACUAAUGGGAUUUGAUCCAAUUCUCAACGCAUUCCAUCACAUUCUGGAUGAAGACAAUCAAGACAACAAAUCCACCCAGGCUCGCACUUACGCCCGUGAUGCGAAAGCCAUGGCUUCGACUCCAGCAGACGUGAAAGAGUACCCCAAUUCCUACGUGUUCGCGGUGGACAUGCCUGGUUUGAAGUCCGGGGAAAUUAAGGUGCAGGUGGAGGAAGACAAUGUGUUGGUCGUCAGCGGUGAGAGGAAGCGAGAAGAGGAAAAGGAAGGUGUCAAGUACGUCAGAAUGGAGAGGAGGGUCGGCAAGUUUAUGAGGAAAUUCAUAUUGCCUGAGAAUGCCAAUUUGGAGGCCAUCAAGGCGGUUUGCCAGGACGGUGUGCUGACGGUGACGGUGGACAAGUUGCCGCCUCCCGAGCCCAAGAAGCCCAAGACCAUUCAGGUCCAGAUUGCUUGAAUUCAGCUGCCUGUUUCCGGAUUGUUGAUCUAGAAUGUUCCUUGGUUUUGGAGUAGUUGUUGGAUGCAACUGGAGUGUGUGUGAGUUUGUUAUCAAGUUCUAAAUUAAUAAUGUUUCAAGUGGUGUUGCUU